Pyrus x bretschneideri (Chinese white pear) is the source of this 1279-nucleotide messenger RNA. RefSeq names its product 2-C-methyl-D-erythritol 4-phosphate cytidylyltransferase, chloroplastic. Gene Ontology annotation, molecular function: 2-C-methyl-D-erythritol 4-phosphate cytidylyltransferase activity. NCBI's taxonomy places the organism in Eukaryota, Viridiplantae, Streptophyta, Magnoliopsida, Rosales, Rosaceae. The record is from RefSeq and is a predicted model, not a curated record. The transcript has 12 exons. Gene Ontology annotation, biological process: isoprenoid biosynthetic process. The coding region runs from base 189 to 1145 and encodes 318 amino acids.
AAAGAAACAAAGAAAGAAAUAAUACAGGAAGCGAUGAGUGGUGUUUUUGUCUCCAGGUUGAGGGAAUAUACAGACAGAAUCCUCCUCAUCUCUUGUGUUGAAUAAAAUAGAGAGAGGUGCUGCAGAGACAGAGAGGCACAGGGAAGGAAGGAAGGAAGGGUGAGGUUUUGAGGUCUGUGGGUUGAGACAUGGACGUCCUCAGUCUCAAAGUGUCUUCCUCAGCGGCCUUUUCAAAUGAUAACCUCCGAAUCCCACCACUUUCAAAGUCAUCAGCAGCAGCAGGAGGAGGCCUUAGACGCAGACUUGCAGCAGCAGGCAUUGGGAAUGCAGGCAAACAAUUCAGUUUCAGUUUCAGGCACAAGGCUAAGGCUAAGGCCCUGCAUACUAGAAUCUCUGCAAAAGUUGCCAAUGAAGAUAAACCAGAGUCUAGAUCAACAGUGAAAGAGAAGAGCGUGUCGGUGAUUCUUUUGGCUGGAGGGCAGGGCAAAAGGAUGGGUGCCACCAUGCCAAAGCAAUAUCUUCCCCUUUUAGGCCAGCCAAUUGCUUUAUACAGCUUCUACACUUUCUCCCAAAUGAUUGAAGUAAAGGAAAUAAUUGUGGUUUGUGAUCCCUCCUACAAGGAUGUUUUUGAAGACGCCAAACAUAAGAUCCAGAAGGAACUUAAAUUCACACUACCAGGGAAGGAAAGACAAGAUUCGGUUUACAGUGGGCUCCAGGCAAUUGAUUUGACCUCGGAGCUUGUUUGUAUCCAUGAUUCUGCUAGACCUCUGGUAUCAUCAGGAGAUGUAGCGAAGGUUCUCAAAGAUGGUUGCUUAAAUGGUGCAGCCGUACUUGGUGUUCCAGUAAAAGCUACAAUCAAAGAGGCAAACAGUGAGUCUUUUGUAGUCAAAACCCUUGACAGGAGAACGCUUUGGGAAAUGCAGACACCCCAGGUGAUCAAACCUCAGUUGCUCAGAGAGGGUUUUGAGCUUGUCAAUAGAGAAGGGCUUGAAGUGACUGACGAUGUGUCUAUUGUUGAGCACCUUAAGCAUCCCGUGUACAUCAGUGAAGGAUCUUAUACCAACAUCAAGGUGACAACGCCGGAUGAUUUAUUACUUGCGGAAAGAAUACUGAGUAUGAACUCAGGAAAGUCUUCUCCUGAAUAGUCUCCGUGUACUGAUUUUGUGCUAGCGCUUGUAGUUUUGUUCUUCUUUCCUUUCCCUUGUGGAGGCCGAACUAAAGCCGAAAAUUAAUUUAAGUUCAAAAAAUGGUCAUUAAAGGGGAUGAGAUUUUUGUGCCA